AAUAAAAAUAAUCAUCCUGAAAUCAAGUUGUGUUAGUAAGGGCGGAAAAGCCCGAAUAGAUAAAUCUAUUACAUGGCGAUCCUGCCAGGAUCCUUUACUAGAAACUGGUAGUAUAAUAAAAAAUGAAAGAGCAGGGAGGGAAAAGAAGAAAAAGCUGUUUCAUAUCAACUGCUAGCUCCCCUGAAGAUGCUAUCAAGAGAGAUCCUCGCAGAAAGUUGAAGGAACAUUACGAAGUUGGUGAUGAGGGGAUCUUAUCACCAGUCACAGAAAGACCUCAAAGUGGUCUUUCUGACCACCUUGGCAUUUUACAAAGGCCAUGCUCAAGUGGUACCCACAAGCGAGGGACAUCAUCUGCAAGAAGCGGUAGCAGCACUCCCAAGAGAAUAAAGAAAAGAGGCAUCUGACAUUCAGAUGCUCAAAGAUGUAUCUGAUAGCCUUGGUAGCCACAGCAGAUGAUUUCAUGGGCCAAUUUGUGACAGCACAAUUAAGAAAAAUCACAAAUGAUGAUAUAAAACAAGAUGUUUAUUUAGAAAUACAAAAAUUAUUGAGAGAUGCAAU
Acanthoscelides obtectus is the source of this 558-nucleotide messenger RNA. NCBI's taxonomy places the organism in Eukaryota, Metazoa, Arthropoda, Insecta, Coleoptera, Chrysomelidae. The record is from the annotation of a GenBank genome assembly.